CAUAAAUGGCCUCGGCUGUCAAUCGCCGGGUUCCAGCUGGUGAUUACUUGCCCUCACCUGGUGAUUACCGAGUAUUACCAACGGGGGAGAGACCUGUAUGUAAACAAUACAGUUUUCUCCCUUGCCAACUCCUGCACACUGCUUUGUAUGGCUCUGCAUAGCGGAGCCAGUAGAAAGCACACACACAGCCUCAUAGUAAAACACACACAGCACACAGUUAACCAUUUGAUCACCCCAGAUGUUAACCCCUUCCUGCCCAGUGCCAUUAGUACAGGAACAGUGCUUUAUAUUAGCACUGAUCACUGUAUUGGUGUCACUGGGGAUGUCAAUGACACCAAGUCAGUUCCCUCCUUUGUCAGAAUGCCCACUGCAAACCGCUAUAAGUCGCUG
Staurois parvus is the source of this 390-nucleotide messenger RNA. The record is from the annotation of a GenBank genome assembly. NCBI's taxonomy places the organism in Eukaryota, Metazoa, Chordata, Amphibia, Anura, Ranidae.